GCCCCGCCCCGCCUCAGGCGCGGAGGAGCCCAGGAGCGCCCCGCCCCGCGCGUCACGUGGUACGGCCCGGCGGCUCGCAGGGCCCGCGCUCGGAGCCAUGUUGGUGAGCGGCCGCCUGAGGCGCCUCCUGCGGCGGGUGCCCGGCAGGCAGCGCUUCGGCGCCUACCGCUUCCUGCCCUUCUUCUUCGUCCUCGGGGGAGCCAUGGAGUGGUUCAUGAUCAAUGUCCGCAUCGGCAAGGAGACGUUCUAUGAUGUUUACCGCAGAAAACGAUCUGAAAGACAGUACAAGGCAAGGAUGGAGAAAAGUGAAUUUUAGCUGGAAGGGUUCAAGGGGAACAUCCUGACAGCUUCAGUCAUAUCAAAGAAGCAUUGCUGCCACGGUGCUGGUAGGGGCAAAACUUUGUCUCUGCAACAUGAACUGAGCAGGUUUCUGAGGUAUGCUCUCAGAUGGUUUUGGCAGAUUAUUCUACAUCUGCUUCUUACCAUGAAUGCUUUGUGUCUAAACUGAAUACAGCAGAGAGAAGUUCAUUGUGUUUAGACCUUUGCCACCUAUUUAAUGUGUUUUUUUCCAACACUUUUAAAUAAACUAAACUGAAUAAACA
This is a messenger RNA of Anas platyrhynchos (mallard), 602 nucleotides long. It is a transcript of the gene UQCC5, whose product is annotated as ubiquinol-cytochrome c reductase complex assembly factor 5. NCBI's taxonomy places the organism in Eukaryota, Metazoa, Chordata, Aves, Anseriformes, Anatidae. The record is from RefSeq and is a predicted model, not a curated record.